This is a messenger RNA of Henningerozyma blattae CBS 6284, 3789 nucleotides long. RefSeq names its product serine/threonine protein kinase PSK2 (gene PSK2). Gene Ontology annotation, biological process: intracellular signal transduction; protein phosphorylation; negative regulation of glycogen biosynthetic process. The record is from RefSeq and is a predicted model, not a curated record. Gene Ontology annotation, molecular function: protein serine/threonine kinase activity; ATP binding. Gene Ontology annotation, cellular component: nucleus; cytoplasm; cytosol. The transcript has a single exon. Lineage: Eukaryota; Fungi; Ascomycota; Saccharomycetes; Saccharomycetales; Saccharomycetaceae. The coding region runs from base 1 to 3789 and encodes 1262 amino acids.
AUGUCAUUUUAUCGUUCACCAUCUGAUUCACAUAGUUCGUUCUUUAGUAAUAAAAAGAUACAAGCUAAUAAUAAUGAGGAAGCUAGCUCUUCUACCGUUGAUGAAAUUAAUCAGUCUCAAAAUGAUAUAGUUACUUCUUCAAAUAAUGAGGAAUCUUCUUCGCCUAACAGUAAAAUUUCGGAGAAUGUUGAGACUGAAAGUACUGUUCAAAAUACAGCAUCUCUCGAAUCAGAUACAUUUCAUACUUUCCAAAAUAAUAUUAAUGAAUUUGUUCGUCCACCAAGAAUUGAAGCUCAAUCUCGGGCAUCUUCAAUUGUAUCAAGUUCAACUAUUUCUACUGAACCGGAUAUGAAUGAACUAUUGGCUUUACCAAAUGACUCUACACAUAUGUACUCUUAUAAUCCAUUAUCUCCAGAUGCCUUAUCAUUAAGAUUAAACAUUUUGAAAAGGUCUCUGGAGUCAUUAAUAACUAAUCCAGAAGUAACAAGUCAUUCAGAGCAAAAUGACAAAUUAGAAUGUCAGUUUAAUAAUAGUUUCAAAGAUGGCUCAUCGAAUUUUGAGCAUGUCCAUGAAAUUUCUUCAGUUAGUUCUUCUGUGAGCUCUUCCAGCAAAGGAAAGCCUAAGUGGGAAAAAAGCUAUGAUAUCUUAAGAUCUCAAUAUGACUCUCCUAUUCCAAAAAUGUUCACAGAUAAGCAGCCCAUAUUGGAACGAUCAGUAUCCACAUUUGCUCCACAUCCCCAAUUCGCCUCGAAUUCACCAAAAAGACGUGUUUCAAUUGGCAGUUAUUUACCCUCUCAUGAUGAGCUUCAUUGCAUUUUUUAUAAUAAUCCUUCAGCGCAUCAUUCCACAGAAAUUGUAACCGCUGAUAAAUCAGAUUUAGUUAAUUUAUUAAGACUUUUAAAUGAAACUUUAGAAGGCCAUCCUCCAAUUGAUGCCCAAGAUUUGCAUGGUAUGUCAUUAUUUAAUAUAAACAAACUAAAUCUAACAAAAGAAAAUGCGAGAAGUAUAAAUUCAAAUUUAAAUAAAGCCUUACUAGAUAGUUUAGCUGAACCUUUUUUCGUAUACAACCAACCUUGUAAUGAUAGAAGUAUUUCUAGUUUUGAUGAUGUGGGCGUAUCAUUACAGGCUGUUGAUGAAACACAGAUUCAAAAUGAUAAUUUCUCAGAUAUUCUCCGACCACAGUUGAAUUAUGGUCGUAUAUUACGCCCCUUCACCUCAAACAAAAAUGUUGUCUCAAGUGCAACUUUUACAUGUUCUGAAGAAUACCCUUGGAAAUUUAAAGCUGUUAAUGAUUUAGCAUGUUUAGCAUUUGGUAUAUCGAAAAAUGUUUUAAAGGCAAUAAAUUUACUAGAUUUAAUUCAUAUGGAUAGUAGAAACUUUGUCUUGAAUAGAUUGCUAUCUUCCGAAGGGCAAGAAUCAGUUUUUACUGGUGAGAUAGUUGCAAUUGUCCAACCUAAUCACGCAACUGAUGAUUUAUUCUGGGCUUCUAUUUGGGCAAAGAGGAAAAAUGGUGUAAUUGUUUGUGUUAUUGAAAGAGUUCCCUGUGAUUAUAUGGAUGUUUUAUUAAACAUUAACGAUUUUUCUGUAGAUAGUGUUAUCGGUGGUGAAGGAUUAUUGUGGCAUGAUAUUGAGGCCAUACCUCCAAAAUCGGAAAGUAUAUCCCCACUGGAAUGUUCACCUAAGGAUACUACUCAUAUAUUUGAAAGCAGGGAAAAUUUAAUGAAAACUCCAACAAAAAGUAAAAAAUUAAAAGGUGUUAAAUUUGCAAGUGAAGUCCAUGAUAUUGCAACAAUUAGUAGUAGUUUAUCUCGCGAGAUUACAAAUGUUUUGGAAGGGUCUAGUUCUAAUAUAAAUGAUGAUUUGUUACCAUUACCUUUAAGAAUUUCAAAUCAUGUCAACAAGAUUAGAUAUUUUACGUUGAAUCAUUUAAGUUCAAAUAUACCAUGUGCAGUAUCUUCCUCGGUAUUAGAAAACGAGUUGAAAUUUAAGAUACAUAGUUUGCCAUAUAGUGCAGGUUUAUUCAUUAUUGAAUCUCAUUCAUAUGAUAUUUUGAGUUGUAAUAAAUCAGUAUCAAAAAAUAUAUUUGGCUAUGAAGAAUCAGAACUAAUUGGGAAACAAAUUUCUUUCUUAUUACCUAAUUUUGGUAAUAUUAUGGAUUAUGUUAGCAUUCAUUAUCCAAAAUUUGAUGUUAAGCAAAGAAAAAAUAAAGCUUUGGUUUUAUCUGAACACUUUUUCAGAAAAAUUCAAGCUGAAAUGGAUGGGAAUACGAAUGAUUUCUAUACUUCUGUUGGUAUUGAUGCAUUGCAUAGAGAUGGUAGUUACAUUAAAGUUGAUUUUCAAAUUAGAGUUUUAUCAACUAAUAUUUGUGUCCUCUGGAUUACUCAUUCUAGGGAAGUUAUUUUUACGAAUUACAGUUCGACUACUUCACAAUUGCAGAUGUUAAAAGAAGAAGAAUUGGCAUUUACUAGUACAAGUUCAAGUUCUACAGUUUCUUCGAAACCUUCUUCGAAACCAUCAUCCAAGCCAACGUCUCAAAAAUCUACUUGGAAAGUUCCUGUUGAUACAUUAAAAGAUUUGAGUAAACUUUCUAUAGAUGAAUCAGAUGGUAUUGUUAAACUAUCAACUGUGUCACACAAUGAUUUGGUCAAAGACGAUGAUAGUUCUCUCAGUGAAAGUAUGGUGAUAAAUGCAGUCAAUAGGGCAGGACGUCAAAAUAGUAUACACACUAUCAGUGAUUUGGACCCUGCCAGUAAAGAGCGUUUCGCUAAAGUUUGUGUGGAGGAUAAAUCCCAAUUUGUGAAAGAAAGUAACUUUAAAGUCGAUGAAAGUCUUAUAACAAUUUUAAGGAAACCACCAAAUAAUAAGAUUGAUUCAGAGACUAGUGAAAAUACAAUAUCAGAUCUCAAUAAGGAAUAUUCUCCGAACUCUGGAUUAACUGCUACCUUCAGAGAAACUCCGCAGACCACAAUUGGUGCUCAAAAAAGAACUAAGAAGAUUACAGAUUUUAUAAUCUUGAAAAAGAUGGGUGAGGGUGCUUAUGGUAAAGUUGAUUUAUGCUACCAUAAGAAGGAAAAAUAUAUCGUUGUAAUUAAAAUGAUUUUUAAGGAACGUAUCUUAGUCGAUACCUGGGUUAGAGAUAGAAAACUCGGCACAAUUCCUUCUGAAAUUCAGAUUAUGUCAACGCUCAAUAAAACUUCCAACAAAAAUAUAUUGAGCAUUUUAGACUUUUUCGAAGACGAUGACUAUUAUUAUGUUGAGCAGCCAGUACAUGGUAAGACGGGAUGUAUAGACUUGUUUGAUUUAAUUGAAUUUAAGACAAACAUGACAGAAUUUGAAGCGAAAUUGAUCUUUAAGCAAAUAAUCUCCGGUAUAUCCCAUCUGCAUGAAUCUGGAAUUGUACACAGAGAUAUUAAAGAUGAAAAUGUGAUCGUCGAUGCUAAAGGUUUUGUGAAACUAAUUGACUUUGGCUCUGCUGCAUAUGUGAAAAAUGGUCCUUUUGAUGUUUUCGUCGGUACAAUCGAUUAUGCUUCACCAGAAGUUUUGCGUGGUGAAAAGUAUGAAGGUAAACCUCAAGAUAUUUGGGCUUUAGGUAUUCUACUAUACACAAUUGUAUUUAAAGAAAACCCAUUUUACAAUAUCGAUGAAAUUUUGGAAGGAGAUAUGAAAUUUCCCGAAACUGAGAAUAUCAGUGCAAAUUGUAUCGAUUUAAUUAAAUUAAUAUUAAAUAGGUCGGCAUUAGAGCGUCCGUCUAUAACUGAUAUUAGUGAGCAUGAAUGGCUAAGGGUAUAA